GGUGAACAACAAGGAUAAGUAAUGCAUCGUGCGCAUCGUGCAUGAAACGGAACGCAGUCAUAAUUGAAUACGUGGGGCACCGCUUUAGCGAGAGCUCAAUCGUUCUCAGUUCGCAACAAACUCCGUAUCGACUGUCAGACUCUCGGUUGUCGCUAGAAAUUACGGAUUAUCAGCAAGAACAUGUCUACAUACAAGCUAACGUACUUCAAUGUCACCGGCCUUGGGGAGCCAAUUAGGUACUUGUUAAGUCAAAGCGGCAUCAAAUUCGAAGAUGUUAGACUUGAAUUUGACGACUGGCCGAAGGUGAAACCUAGUAUGCCUAUGGGGCAAGUGCCGGUCUUGGAAGUCAACGGUAAACCGUAUCAUCAAUCCAAGGCAAUCGCUCGCUUCGUUGCUAAGAAGGGCAAUUUAUAUGGUUCCAACGAGCUCGAGGCCAUGGAAAUCGACGCUACAGUCGAGACUAUUGAUGAUUUAAGACAAGCUCUAUCCACCUACCACUGGGAAAAAGAUCCCGCUAUCAAGGAGAAACUCAAAACAAUCGCCUUCGAAAAAUUGCCUUUCUAUCUUGACAAGUUGGAGGCUCAAGUAAAGAAAAACGGCGGAUACUUUGUUGGUGGCAAGCUAUCGUGGGCAGAUCUCCUGUGGGCUGCAUAUUCUGAAUAUCUAAACUCUGUCCUGGCAGGAGAUAUAAAUAAAGAUCAUCCGGAAUUGAAGAAGCUGGUGGAGAAGGUUCGCGCGCUUCCCAACAUUAAAGCAUAUAUCGAGAAGCGACCCAAGACUCAAUUAUAAAUAAAACAAUCUCUAUUUUUAUACUUUUUUGUCAAUUGCGAAUAUGUUACGUUUAACUGUUAACUCUUUCUGCGACAUUUUAUAAAAAAAAUUAUAUAUUAAUUGCGAGUAGCUUUAAUCGGUUACUUUGUAAUUUUCAAACAAUUGUUAAUAUUGCUAUGUAAAUACAAAUGCAAAGAAAAUUAAAAUUAAAAU
Molecule: messenger RNA, 984 nt
Organism: Formica exsecta
Lineage: Eukaryota; Metazoa; Arthropoda; Insecta; Hymenoptera; Formicidae
Product: glutathione S-transferase-like
Exons: 5
Coding region: 181-789 (202 amino acids)
Biological process (GO): glutathione metabolic process
Molecular function (GO): glutathione transferase activity
Source: RefSeq, a predicted model, not a curated record